AGCCAACUGCAACAGUGGAAGGUCGCACCAUUUCCACACGCCACUGGACUCGCGGUUGACAGCCAAGCCUGUCAAGCCGCGACUGUCGUGACAGUGCAUUAGGCAUGACUUACAGUUGUCACCAAGAGUUAAUAAAAUCAUUACAGUUUAGAUAGAGAACAAACAACACGCGUUUUUAUUACUUGGACAAGUCUCGUCCUUUUAAUUGUUAAUUUAAUUAUCUUUGUGCCCGCGUACCACCUCGGCCACCGUGGAUACGUUUGGGGCUACAAAAGUGGCGACUCGGUGAUUGUUUUGACCGAGUUUUCUCGGUCGAAAUUUCGCCCACGCGGAAAAGUUUUCUCCGGGGAAGAUCCGGACGCGAGAUGGACGGUGCGUCCUCCAUGGACCAGCAGCCGGCGGGUCAGCAGCAGCAGAUGCCGGGCGGCGUUGCGCCAGUGGAGCAGCAGCCGGUGCCGGACGGGCAAGUCGCGGCGGGGCAACAGCAGCAGGCGUUCAUCCGUUCUCCUCUCCAUCCUACACCAGAACUUCAACGCUUGCUGGAACAACAGCGAGGUUAUGUGGACGAGAUGUUUCGGCAGCAACACGAGGUGGUCAAACUUCAGCUGGCACGGAUUAAGCAGCAGCAGCUGGAAUUUAUGCAGCGCCAAGGCCACAUUCUGCGAAACAUCGUCGCGGCGGUGAACGAGCAGGUUUCGUCGCACUCGGAGGCUCAGAAGUGCGCAAAAAUGAGCCACACGGUGGGCAACUGCAGCAGCGAGGAGGUUAGGUUCGAGCAGCCGGAAAGCAACAGCGCCAGUUCGAUCGAUGAGGGUGUCAACACGGGUAGUGAUGGAGAUCGCCGUAAGUUUGUGCCGAUUGUAAACAACAAGUCGGCUCGUGUAAAUCUUGACACGGGAUCUGCCACCAAAGCAUCGACCGGAACGUGGCCGAAAGUCGGCUGUCAGCCGAUAUCAACAUCCGUAGCGGAAGCGGUUGCUGCCCAGAUGCUGGAGGUUGACGGGAAGUUUUACUACGAGAUGACCGUCGGCGGGUGGACAUUCGUUGGUCUGGCCCGGGCGACGCGAAAGCAGUUGUUUGGUUGCGACACGACUGACGGUUUCGGACCGUCGCAGGCGGUGAUGAAGGUGGACUCCGGCUGUUUGAGCAGUUUCGUCGACAGAGAGCUGGCAGCGGACGUGGUACCUGGGUUCCGGAGUGCGGAACGCCGAACAACCGCAAAGUAUCGACCCCUGGAUGAAGUGCUGAGCCAGCUCAAGCAAGAUCUGUUCUUCUCACCCGUGGCCAGUCCGGAGCGUUCUCUGAUUGUGCGGGAGGAAGGUGAGCGGCUCCAAGGCAAGUACAAAUCUCGUCGCCAGUACAAACAUCAACAACCAGGCACGACGGCAGUGUUGGAAGCGUCGCAGCAGCUGACUGAACCGAAGCUGGCUGGACCGUGGAGAAUUUCUGGUCUCCUUGAUGACCUCGAGGAACCGCUAGCAGUGCACAAGAACGAGGCGGGGAGGAGCAUCACCACAAUCCAAAUGCAAGUGCUGGUAGUCUGUCCGAAGGCGUACGGUAGCAUACCGAACCGACAGGGUGUCGGCUGUGCUUCGCCUUCUGAAGCGAUUUUGGAGCGCAUUCGAACAAAAUUGGAAUUUGAACCGCCACCAUCAACAACGUCAUCAGCUCUUGCAAGCGAGCGAACGAAGCGAACUCGAAUGUUUGCGCGACAUGAUUCGGUGUAUUCGAAGUACACUGACAGCAAGAGGCAGUGGUCAACAGGUGUGGACUACGAUCGAAGCAACAUGGUGAGGGACGACCGACGACAGAUUGAACCACAUGCUGCCCAGCCACGCAGUCCUGCCGAUUGGGAUCCAGGACCAGGAACUGUGAAGAUAGCGGUCGCAGCGGCCGGGGAAACUGGAACGUUUCUUGGGCUCGGGCUCUGGCUGUCUCAACAACCUCUUACCAACAUCACGAUCACCCCAGCAGUCCGUGUCGUCAAGGAACGGACCUGCGCCAUCGGUACCGGUGCCAUGCUGUUCUUCAAGGUUGAAGGAAUCUGCAGUGGUUCGACCCGUACCAGUUCAAUUAAAGCGGGGGGAUGUUGGAGCCAACUGCAACAGUGGAAGGUCGCACCUUUUCCACACGCCACUGGACUCGCGGUUGACAGCCAAGCCUGUCAAGCCACGACUGUCGUGACAGUGCAUUAGGCAUGACUUACAGUUGUCACCAAGAGUUAAUAAAAUCAUUACAGUUUAGAUAGAGAACAAACAACACG
This is a messenger RNA of Culex pipiens pallens (northern house mosquito), 2263 nucleotides long. RefSeq lists its product as uncharacterized. The record is from RefSeq and is a predicted model, not a curated record. Bases 366 to 2195 code for a protein of 609 amino acids. NCBI's taxonomy places the organism in Eukaryota, Metazoa, Arthropoda, Insecta, Diptera, Culicidae. The transcript is spliced from 2 exons.